AUGGCACCGUCGGACUCAGAUCUGUCAUCUUUAUCGUCAGCGCCGCCGACGGAUGAUGAAGCCGCUAUGGCUCUUGACGAACCCCCCGUUGGAAUCGCAAAGUACUUCAAGAAGGAGUCUGAGACUCCGCCGCCAAAGCGCGAGCCGUCACCACCGCAUGAAUAUGUGCUGGCAGAUAACCCCAGUAUCGCCUUCAUCGUCAUGUUCCGCGCGCGAUUCCAUGACGCCUUUCCUCGCAGCCUGCCGCAUUUUGGUCCGCAGGACAUUGAGAGAGGUGUCGAAGACACUACGCCGGGUGAAUAUAUUGAGCGACUGCUUUGCGCAUUGUUAGGUCUUGUUUUGAACCGCAAAAAGGAUGUUGAACGGAAUCAUUAUACACGGCCAUUGGAGGAGGCAAUUCACACACAUCAACCGCAGUGGCCCAAAUCAUGGGAGGGCAAGAAUCCCCUUCACGGGGGCCGCAGCUUUACGAGCAUGACACCCGAAGAACGCCUUGAGCUUGUGAAGUCUUUGAUUCUUUGGUCCCUCUCAUCUUCUGAAACCAUUCAAGCUAAGGUCAAAGAGUCAUACAAGCAAGCGCGCCAUGACGAUGACCUCAAUCAACCUCUAUCUGUUCAAUCGUGGGGUCGUGAUAGUUUGAAACGGCGAUACUGGCUUAUCGAGGGGCAAGACGACACCAACUUUCGUUUGUACCGAGAGAGCAACCCUGCUCUCAAAAAUAUCAGCUGGUGGAACGUUGCUGGAAGUAUUCCAGAAAUACAAGAAAUCGCCGAUAAAUUGCAGCAAGAGAAAGGCACGAACUCGAAGAAGCUUGCCGAAAGGAUAUACAAUGCCAUCCCCCGGUUUGAAGCGUCAGAAGAGAAACGCAAACGCCGGGACUACCGCCUUGCUCGAAAGGCUGCAUUCACACGACCCGAGCCUGGUUUUUCUAUGUACGAAGGUCGAACCCGCGGAAAGAAGUUAAAGUAUACAUACUCAGACGACGAGGAUAUCUUUUCCGAUGAACAGCCCUCCAGACGAUCAGGUCGCAAUGCGUCAUCAAAUGUGACAGCUCCCGAGCCUCGUACUCGAUUCACGGCCAGUGGGCGGCAGAUUCGAUCUCGUGCGGGAGGUCUUUAUGGAGAAGCCUUGCUUACUGGGCAGCGUGAAGACUCAGACGAAGAGGAAGAAGACACUACGAGACCACAGAGAUCACGAACAUCCACAAACCCCAAUGGUUACUCUGGAUAUGCUGCAGUUGACCUGGACGACGAGUCGGAAGCUCGGUCCAGUGCAAACGAGAGUGGAAAUGAGUGGCAAAGUGGGGACGAUAGAAACGAGGCGGAAGGAGAUGAUGAAAGAGAAGGCGAGAGCGAGGAUGAAUCCAUCACCAAUGGUGAACCCCCUAGCCUGGUGGUUCAGCUUCGUAUCGGCAAAGGAAAUGUUCCAAGUGAACAUAAACCAUCCGAAGAUGAGCCUCCUCCUGCACAUGAUGUUCAGAUAAAGAGCCCAAGCAAAGCUGUGCCACCAACACCAGAGCCAGUUGCAGACAAGCCGUCGCAUCUGCAAGAAGUUAGCCAGGGUUCAACAGCUCCAGUGCUAACUGCACCAUCCACAACUUCCGAUCACAAGCACCAAGCGGCUGUCCUAUCGAAGACUGCGAGCGUCUCGUCGCCCGAGGUACCGGUAUCUAUUCAGUCCGUUGAGCCGAAUGGAUGGCCUCGAGAUAAUACAGAAACCGAGAAUCGCCCGGGUCCUGGACUCUCCCAAGUGCCAACCCCUACUGGUCAAAACUAG
Molecule: messenger RNA, 1776 nt
Organism: Penicillium verhagenii
Lineage: Eukaryota; Fungi; Ascomycota; Eurotiomycetes; Eurotiales; Aspergillaceae
Exons: 5
Coding region: 1-1776 (591 amino acids)
Source: RefSeq, a predicted model, not a curated record